AUGGCGUCUAUCUCACCAAUCUACCAAGCUAUCGGCUCUAUCGGGGAAUCGCAGUUCGAGCUCCAGUCCAAAUCUAUCCCCGGACUGACUCUUCGCAUCCCAACAAGCGAGACUAUAGGCGAUGUUGUAGAUAUUCUUGCAAACAAAGCCAAUUCCGAACUUGACAGAUCCAUCUCCGAUGCCACGACUGAAGAACUCCAAUCAAUUGCUCGACAUUGGACAACGGUAGAUAGCCCGUUGAGUCAUGUCAACUUCCUCGUCCGGCAGGGUGACAAGCCGCUGGGAAUUGCGGGCCUAGGCUGGAUUGGUCCUGCCAACGAUGAGGAUGAAAAACAAUCAGAGAGAGCCGGCGCUGCAGGUGUGAUGAUCCAACCCUUUGCGCGAGGGAAGGGAUACGCAUACGAAGCUCUGCGGAUGGUAUUUGCUUAUGGAUUACGCGAGCUGGGUUUGACAGAGGUUUGGGUGGGCACUCACUCGAAAAAUGUUCCCAUGAGAAAGUUGAUGGAGAACAAGUUUGGCCUGCUGCCGGAAGUCAGUACGGAUGGUUUAGAUAAGUUUGGGAACGACCUGCAGUGGACUCUCAAGAAGGAUUGGCUACAACCAAACGUCUAG
This is a messenger RNA of Talaromyces atroroseus, 612 nucleotides long. RefSeq lists its product as hypothetical. The transcript has a single exon. Gene Ontology annotation, molecular function: acyltransferase activity, transferring groups other than amino-acyl groups. Bases 1 to 612 code for a protein of 203 amino acids. The record is from RefSeq and is a predicted model, not a curated record. Lineage: Eukaryota; Fungi; Ascomycota; Eurotiomycetes; Eurotiales; Trichocomaceae.